AUCCAAAUCUUUUGUCACCAUAUUCAAAGAGAAACUCACUUUUACCCUUGAAUCUUUCUACAUAUAUAUACAUGUACACACAAAGAGUAAGCUCCAUAUUGAACAAGAUAAUCUUAAAAAUGCUUAUUUCACGGAGAUCAUCAGCUUUUUUGGUGGGUUGGGUUCUAUUUUUCUGGGUGAUUAGCGCAAGAUCUGCUGCUUUACCGCCAUGUCAAUUUGCUGCAAUUUACAAUUUUGGUGACUCAAAUUCAGACACCGGAGGUAUAUCAGCUGCUUUUGAACCAAUUAGAGCUCCUUAUGGAGAAGCUUUCUUCCAUAAACCUGCUGGGAGAGACUCUGAUGGCCGCCUCAUUAUUGAUUUCAUAGCUGAGCAACUUGGACUGCCAUAUUUGAGUGCAUACCUGAAUUCUCUAGGAGUAAAUUUCAGGCAUGGAGCAAACUUUGCUACAGGAGGAUCAACAAUCAGGAGACAGAAUGAGACCAUUUUUGAGUACGGAAUAAGCCCAUUUUCUCUCGAUAUGCAGAUUGUUCAAUUCAAUCAAUUCAAAGCUAGGACUGCUGAGAUUUACAGAGAUGGUUAUCUAUCAGUUUAUCUUUCACCUAUGCUUCAACUGCUUGCACUCGACCUUCAUGCUUUUCUUUUGAGUCUACCUAAUAUAUAUGGUCAAGGAGGAAGAGCAUUCUGGAUACACAACACUGGCCCUAUCGGGUGCUUGCCAGUAAACCGGUUUUAUAUCCUUAAUCCAGCACCAGGCACUGUUGAUGACUAUGGUUGUAUUAAGGCUCAGAAUGAAAUGGCUAUGGAGUUCAACAAACAGCUUAAAGACAUAGUUGUCAAGCUGAGGACAGAGCUGCCAGAGGCUGCAAUAACUCAUGUCGAUGUCUACACUGCAAAAUACAAAUUGAUAAGCAAUUCAAAGAAUCUAGGUUUUGCGGAUCCAUUGAAGGUAUGUUGCGGGUUCCACCAUGAUUAUGACCACGUGUGGUGCGGCAACAAGGGCAUGGUCAACAAGACUGAAGUGUACGGAGCUUCUUGUGAAGAUCCUUCAGUGUUCAUAAGCUGGGAUGGAGUCCACUACUCCCAGGCUGCAAACCAGUGGGUUGCUAAUCACAAUUUCUAUGGUUCUCUCACAGACCCACCAAUUCCUAUCACUCAGGCAUGUCAUAAGCAGUGAGAGCAAAUAAUAUGUACGAGUCUAAUUUUAUAUAAACAUAUAAAUUUAGAGCAUUAUAUUGAGAAUAUUUUCUCUUUUUUUUAAAAAAAAUAAUUUGCUCAAACAUGUCGUAAGUUGUGAGAGCAUAAUAAUAUGUAUAAGCCCAAUUUUUAUAUAAACAUAGUGAAUUUAAAGCACUCAUUUUAGAGCAUUGUAUUGAGCAAGCUCUGUUAACCAAGGAAAGUUUUAAUGACUA
Molecule: messenger RNA, 1410 nt
Organism: Carica papaya (papaya)
Lineage: Eukaryota; Viridiplantae; Streptophyta; Magnoliopsida; Brassicales; Caricaceae
Source: RefSeq, a predicted model, not a curated record